Messenger RNA from Chinchilla lanigera (long-tailed chinchilla), 2048 nucleotides. RefSeq names its product uridine-cytidine kinase 1-like 1 (gene Uckl1). The transcript is spliced from 16 exons. Gene Ontology annotation, molecular function: ATP binding; kinase activity. Bases 277 to 1881 code for a protein of 534 amino acids. Gene Ontology annotation, cellular component: cytoplasm. NCBI's taxonomy places the organism in Eukaryota, Metazoa, Chordata, Mammalia, Rodentia, Chinchillidae. The record is from RefSeq and is a predicted model, not a curated record.
UGGAGCCAAAGGUGGGGCGUCCAGCUCAGCACCAACAUUCAAGUCACCUGGUCACCAGGAGAGGCCUCAGAUUUCCCUGUCCUAUUGGAGUGGUUCCACCAUGGAGGGCCAGUUCAGGCAGCCAGAGCUCCUGAGCUGUGGUGGGAAGCUGCUGUGGAUUUAAGAGGAUGCGAUGCCUCCCCUAACUGCCAGCGCAUAAGCCACACACUCCUGGGAUCACCCCGCUGUCCAGGAGCACCCACCUCCAGGAUCCCUGUGCCCACUGCGUCCUUAGCCAUGAGCAGCCCCCCUGCUUACCCUGGCAUCAGGAUCUCAGGGUGCUGGGCCCUUGGACCAGAAGGCAGUAGCAAUGCAGGGUCCCUGGACAGACUCCUCCCACCUGUGGGUACUGGGCGCUCACCCCGGAAGCGCACCACCAGCCAGUGCAAGUCUGAGCCACCCCUGCUGCGCACGAGCAAGCGUACCAUCUACACGGCAGGGCGGCCUCCCUGGUACAACGAGCAUGGCACUCAAUCCAAGGAGGCCUUCGCCAUCGGGCUGGGAGGUGGCAGUGCCUCUGGGAAGACUACUGUGGCCAGGAUGAUCAUCGAAGCACUAGAUGUGCCCUGGGUGGUCCUGCUGUCUAUGGACUCCUUCUACAAGGUGCUAACACAACAGCAGCAGGAGCAAGCAGCCUGCAACAACUUCAACUUUGACCAUCCAGAUGCCUUUGAUUUUGACCUCAUCAUUUCCACUCUCAAGAAGCUGAAGCAGGGCAGGAGUGUCCAAGUCCCCAUCUAUGAUUUCACCACUCAUAGCCGAAAGAAGGAAUGGAAAACACUCUAUGGUGCAAAUGUCAUCAUCUUUGAGGGCAUCAUGGCCUUUGCUGACAAGACGCUGCUGGAGCUCCUGGACAUGAAGAUCUUUGUGGAUACAGACUCUGACAUCCGACUGGUACGGCGGCUGCGCCGGGACAUCAGCGAGCGAGGUCGGGACAUCGAGGGUGUCAUCAAGCAGUACAAUAAGUUUGUCAAGCCUGCCUUUGACCAGUACAUCCAGCCAACCAUGCGCCUGGCAGACAUUGUGGUACCCAGAGGGAGCGGGAACACGGUGGCCAUCGACCUGAUCGUGCAGCACGUACACAGCCAGCUGGAGGAGAGGAAGCUGCGUUGGGAUAUGGCCGCCCUGGCCUCAGCACACCAGUGCCACCCCCUCCCCCAGACACUGAGUGUCCUCAAGAGCACACCUCAAGUUCGUGGCAUGCACACCAUCAUCAGGGACAAGGAGACCAGCCGGGACGAGUUCAUCUUCUACUCCAAGAGGCUGAUGCGGCUGCUGAUUGAGCACGCCCUCUCCUUCCUCCCCUUCCAGGACUGUGUGGUGCAGACUCCACAGGGCCAGGACUACGCGGGCAAGUGCUAUGCAGGGAAGCAGAUCACAGGUGUGUCUAUCCUGCGUGCUGGGGAGACCAUGGAGCCUGCACUGCGUGCUGUGUGCAAAGAUGUCCGCAUUGGGACCAUCCUCAUCCAGACCAACCAGCUAACUGGGGAGCCUGAGCUCCAUUACCUGCGCCUACCCAAAGACAUCAGUGACGACCACGUGAUUCUGAUGGACUGCACAGUAUCCACAGGCGCAGCCGCCAUGAUGGCAGUGCGUGUGCUCCUGGACCAUGAUGUGCCUGAGGACAAGAUCUUCUUGCUAUCACUGCUCAUGGCGGAGAUGGGUGUGCACUCCGUGGCCUACGCAUUCCCUCGUGUGAGAAUCAUCACCACAGCUGUGGACAAGCGCGUCAAUGACCUUUUCCGUAUCAUCCCAGGCAUUGGGAACUUCGGUGAUCGAUACUUUGGGACAGAUGCCGUCCCCGAUGGCAGCGAUGAGGAGGAGGUGGCCUCCACAGGCUAGACUUCCAGGCUGAGCCAUCAGUCCCCACCCCACUUUCCCUCCCCCUCCUGUCGGGAUUGCAGAGCAAAGGAUGUUAACUGAAGCUGUGUGUAGUGUUGCACACCUGUAAUCCCAGCACUCAACAGGCUGAGGCAGCAGGGUUGCAGAAGUUCAAGGCCAGCUUGAAC